AUGGAGUCAAAUAAGGAUCUUGGGUUACUAAACAUAAUCGAUACUAUGAAAAAGAACAUCAUAAUAUGUAUAUUUCUAUUUAAUUUCAGAGGAGGUGGAUUAUAUAAUGAAGAAGGGAGGAAAACUGGAAUUUGGAUUGAAAUUAGUGAAUCUUUUAAUGAAAAUUCUCAAAUUACAUAUAUAGGAGCAUAUUCAAAUGGUAAGAAAUAGAAAAGGUGGAUUACAAAAUUUUAUGAUAUUGAAAUUGGGGGAGGAAAUUAUGAUAAUGCUGGAUAAAAAAUUAAUUUGUGGAUUGAAUUGCAUGAAAAUUUUGGAGGAGGAUGCGAAGUAAUUUAUUAAGGAUCUUAUAAAUUUGGAAAUAAAUGCGGGAUUUGGGAUAUAUAGCAUAGAUAAUAUGCAGAUAACUAAUUUUAAGUGAUGUACUAAAAUUUGAUUACUAGUGGGUAUUAAAUGUUUAAUGAAUUUGGAUUAAAAAAUGGGAUUAAUAUGGAAUUAAGUCAAAUAUUCUUAAAUGAUUAUUAGAUAAUUUAUGUUGGAUCAUAUAAAAAUGGAUUAAAAUUUGGUUAAUGGGAAAUAAAAUAUAGGGAAAGCAAUGUAGAGGAAUUCAUUGAAAUUGGUGGAGGUUAAUAUAAUGAUGAAGGAUUGAAAAUAGGGAUAUGGGCCGAUAUUGAUGAUGAAUUUAAUAACUUUAACAAAUACAUCAAUAUUGGAUAAUACAUAUUAGGAGAAAAGACAGGAUAAUUUAUCGUGAAAUAACUAGAAUGA
This is a messenger RNA of Paramecium tetraurelia, 765 nucleotides long. RefSeq lists its product as uncharacterized. Lineage: Eukaryota; Ciliophora; Oligohymenophorea; Peniculida; Parameciidae. The record is from RefSeq and is a predicted model, not a curated record. The transcript is spliced from 7 exons.